AUGACCCUCGAUUUCAAUGCCGCCGGGGGGGAUGCCUUGUUGGACUUGACCACAUUCGACCAGCGGGAGCGUUAUCCGUACACCACUACAGCACCCAGCACCAAUCCCGCUCUCUCCGCUACAGCAAUGGCUCCUACUCGUCCCUCGGGUGCCUGGUCGAUACCUCUUGAUAUGGCCGCUCCCCAGAACGCGAACUCGAGUAAUGUGCACUCGCCUGUCGAGUCUCCAAUUCAGUCGCAAUCGCCUGCGCAGCAGAGCGCGAGUCCGUUACAGCACUCGCCUUACCAGAGCGCUCCUCCUCAGACUCAUUCUCCCCCGCUUUUGACCGACUGGACGUUGCUUCAGCACCAGCAGCAGCACCCGCCCAUCCAGGAUAUGGGCCAUUAUAUGCAGGACAGCCAGACUUUGAUACCGUAUCCUUUCGCCGCAAAUUACCAGACCAACACCAUCGGUUAUCUGCCUUCGCCUGCGCAGGCCACGCUUGAAUCCGCAAUUCCUAUGGAACAGCAGGGCUUUAGCAACGUUUCGCCUAUCGAGGACCCUCGGAAUAUGCCGCAGUGGGAUGGCAUGGGAAUGGGGAAUUGGCAGGAUUUCGGGGCUACUAUACAGUUCCCGUCCGACGGGUUGCCGCGAUUCGGAAGCCUAGGAAGCCAGUCUCCGACCGGGACUUAUUUGGAGGUGUUAUCCCUACCGGGAUCUAGCGAAAACGGCUGGACCCAGGUCGAGAUGUACCAGAAUUACGAUUCGUAUCAGCAGGCGCAGGCCCAGAACACGGCCAUUUUCAAUCCCGGCCAGACUUUGCAUUUGAGAACGAACUCGGAUGCGGCUCAUUCGGAUGGAAGCGGACAGCGCACUGACUUCAGCAGCAGUAGUUUCGAGGAUAUUUCGUUUACUUAUUCUCCGUUUUCUCCGGAGUCCGACACAUACUCAGAUCCGUCCAGCCAUCGAAAUUGCUUCCACGGUGAGAGUCAUCAUUCUCGCGAAAUUAUCAGCCCUGCUGCCGCCGUCGAGCCGGUGCCUAUUAAAUCAUCAACCUCGAGCCGCCCUAGCCCUGCAAGCGGAUCAGGUGUCGCAUCGCCGCCUCAUAAUAAUCCUCGUAGAAACUCGGGCCCCAAGAGCAAGGGCGCCGUUACGAAGUCUACCUCUAAGUCGGUCGUAAGGAGGACUUCUAAUGGGAAGAAAGACGGCACAGUGGAGAAGAAGGUGGGACGCCGGAAAGGUCCGCUUCUUCCUGAGCAGCGGAAGCAAGCUAGCGAGAUCAGAAAGCUCCGAGCCUGUCUUCGAUGCAAGUUCCUCAAGAAGACUUGCGACAAGGGUGAACCUUGUGGCGGUUGUCAGCCGUCACAUGCUAGACUUUGGCAAGUUCCUUGCACUCGAAUUGAUAUCAAAGAUAUUGGCUACUUCAUGAAGGACUGGAAGGCCGAUUACGAACGACACCUAAGCCGUGGUGUUUCCGUCUACAACGUGAAAGGCUUUGCACAGAAGGAGAGCCUAAUGUGGAUUACCCACGGCUACGGUUUCUGCCUCCCCGUUAUGGUUCGCGAAGUUUUCGUCGCAGAUGACAGCUGUUUCCAGGUUGACUGGGUUGAGUCUUACCAAAUUGACCAGGAACCAAUUGAGUUUGAACUCAAGACUGAGAGGCUUGAUGUUGGAAAUGGUGGUAUUCGCCAGGAAGCGCUGGCCGAGUACCUAGACAAGCACAUCGAGAAUGGCUUUGAGAACUUUAUUGACGAUCACUUUGAAGGCACUCCUUUCAUUACGGAAAUUUUCAAGACUGCCUAUCGUUUCUACACCAAGGAGAAGCUGCCAGUUUUACGCAAGGCUUUAAAAUUAGUGUUGGCCUACAACCUUACCCAGCAUAUCACGCUAGUCGAGCAGCAAGGCUCAGAGCAAACCCUAGAAGGCCAGAUCGAUGACGAAGACUCCAAGUACUUCGGGAAAUAUGUGGCACCCGUCAUGAUUAACUUCCAAAUCAAGUGUGCCAUGGCGGAUAUGUGGCGUGAGCUGCAGAAGGAUAUCCUAGAGGAACUUUCUGCGUUGUACUCUAGCGUGUACAGCGGUGACCGCUUGAAGAACUGGCCCACUAUCUUCAUGCUUGCUUCUAUACUCCUGGCUGUCUGGGAAGAGAUGCAAUUUGACUGCCAUUACCGUGUACCCGACCCAGUGGCGGUUGAAAAAUUCUGCAAUGACAUGGAGAGCACACCAGUUGGUGUCAUCACUGGUCUAUUCCACGCCAUCUCCCAAAAGCUUCCAGCUCUGAUUGACUGGGAUACCGAGCGUCACGGCCAUCUGCUCAACAACAAUGUUGCUGUAUGCGAAGCUAUGACCGAAGUGCGGCAGCACGUCCUGAAGCAUGAGGCAUACCUUAGGACCAGACACACAUCGAAGUUUGACCGAUACGACUUUGAUUCGUUGUCGAACAAAUUCUUAUCUAAGCUGGUCAUCAAGGCUAACUGA
Messenger RNA from Daldinia caldariorum, 2457 nucleotides. RefSeq lists its product as uncharacterized. The record is from RefSeq and is a predicted model, not a curated record. The coding region runs from base 1 to 2457 and encodes 818 amino acids. The transcript has 2 exons. Gene Ontology annotation, molecular function: DNA-binding transcription factor activity, RNA polymerase II-specific; zinc ion binding. NCBI's taxonomy places the organism in Eukaryota, Fungi, Ascomycota, Sordariomycetes, Xylariales, Hypoxylaceae. Gene Ontology annotation, biological process: regulation of DNA-templated transcription.